AUGGCAAUUCACAAGCCUCGGUUGGAUCUCAUUCUCAUGGGUAAAGCAAAUAUCUUGGUUGAAGUUGAGUUGAGUAAAGCUUUUCCAUCCCGAACAGCUGCUGAUGAUAUAAAUGGAGUUAUUUCAAUGGUUGAUGUGGAAUAUGCAUGGUUGCCUUCUAAAUGCAGCAGCUCAGCUCUUGCCAUAAGUAUUGAGAUACCUGCUACUAACAACCUCACCGUUGAUUUAGUUAAAGCUUCCAUCAUAGAAGAUAUCAUUCCGGUAUCUACAGCUUCGACAAUUGUGAAUGUGACUGUCCCUACAGCAUAUCAAGCCUCUCCUUCAGCUACCAACAAUAAUGUCAUUGAGUCUUCUUUUUUGGAGGCUGCUCGUUCUUUAUACUCCACUAUUACCACUAAUGUUCAAGAAAAAUCUACUGUCGAGAAGGAAAGUAUGAGAAUAGUAGAGCUUGAUUUGGGUUCUAAUAAGUUUGCUUCUCUGAUUUCUCCGGAAGAAGGAAAAGACUCAUCGGAUUCAGACAAAGAAACGGAUUCGAUGGAUCUCAUGACUCAUUCGGGGAAGAGAACUCUUCGGGAAAGACCAGUGAAGCCAUCAGCAAAGGCUGAGGAGAUGAAUUGGUAA
Messenger RNA from Eutrema salsugineum, 621 nucleotides. RefSeq lists its product as uncharacterized. NCBI's taxonomy places the organism in Eukaryota, Viridiplantae, Streptophyta, Magnoliopsida, Brassicales, Brassicaceae. The record is from RefSeq and is a predicted model, not a curated record. The transcript has 2 exons. Bases 1 to 621 code for a protein of 206 amino acids.